Chara braunii is the source of this 3126-nucleotide messenger RNA. NCBI's taxonomy places the organism in Eukaryota, Viridiplantae, Streptophyta, Charophyceae, Charales, Characeae. The record is from the annotation of a GenBank genome assembly.
GGCGGCAGCGAAGAAGAGGGCAGAGGAUGCCGAGCAGGCACGUCUCCUGGCGGUUGAACAGCAGCGCCAGCAUGACGAGGCAGCAGCACGGGUUGCCGAUGAAGAAAGGAACCAGCGUCGCGAGAAGAAAAUUUAUCGGAGAGCGGGCGUUACUUACCAUGGCAGCAGAAUGGCGAACCGAGGCCGAUAAUAGCCAGUUGGAGGACAGCGCAAACAAGAUAGCGCUCCUCCUCUCGCAUCUCACGGAUCUCCUGGCAACCUGCAUUACACUGCAGGCGGAGAUCCUGGGCCUCGAUAACUCGGUAGCUCAUCUCCAAGACCGCCUUCAGCGGUUGGAGCAGCGACCAGUCGCCGCCGCCGACGUAGGCUCUUUCAAUACUGCCGACCGCCCCACCGCAUUGGAGAUGCACGUCAGCUCCCUCCAGGACGGCGCACAGUUACAGCAGACCGCGACGCAGCAGUUGCAACAGCGGAUCUGCACUACCGCCACCACCUCAAGUCCGGAGCCGCGCGAGUCAACUCCAAAGUUCGACGGGCAGGAGAUCUUCUGCGACGAAGUCAAGACAGAUCCUAUUCCAUGGUUCCGCAAGUUCGAGCUGACGUUGCAGUUGUCCAACGUCAAGGAACACAAGCAUCACUCCUAUUUGUACUCUCGCUCAGGGGGCGCGUGCCAGGCUUGGUUGGACAACCUCCUGUCCAAGUACGGAGUAGUAGCAGCCGACUUGCACACCAAGAUUACCUGGGAUGAUCUGAAGGCAGCAUGGCACAAGCGGUUCCAGGUGGAGCCGCCAGAGAUCAAGGCCAUGGACAAGCUCAUGGUCUUCGAGCAGGGCUCGCUGCCGAGUGCGGACUGGAUCGCCGAGUUCCAACGCUUGACGUCCGUCCCAAACAUCUCGAUGGGCUUCAAAGCCAUCCGCCACUAUUUCAUCUCAAGGUCAUGUCCGGCAUUGAGCAAUGCCCUCACGCAUGUCGAGGACACCUUGACGACGACGGCGGAGUUAUUCGACAAGGCUGCGCAGAUCAUAAUCACGAACAAGGAGGCCAAGAACCUCCGUUCAUCUGCGUCAGGCCCGAGCGGGAACCAGCAUCGGCCACAGUGGCCGUGGUCGCAGCGGCAACGCCACGCCGAUUUGCCCACUGAAGGGCAAGGGUCGACAGGGAAACUAAGCAUCGCCGAGAGUGAUGCGACGACACUCUCGACGCCUUCGGAACUGGUUUCUUCGCGAGUGACUAACCUUCAUUCCGAGGCGCACGCGGAAGUCGACAGUCCUUCGCUUCUACUUUCUUUCGAGGACUAUGCUGCCCGGCUCGUUCCAACGCUGGGUACUCAAGCUCAAGGACAAGGAGUGUGUGCGGUUUCCUCUCCGUCCGGCAACAACAACAAUUCGUCUUCAAGUGGUGAUUCAUGGGAUUCGACGCGCGAGUUCAAGAUAGAGGCCUUGGACCCGCUCACGUCUGAGGACUUUGCAUGGCUUCCUCUCCCGACCACAGGCUGUUUGCCGGGACCGCAAUGUGCAGCACUUACCGCUCAUCUCCACACUUACCUUUCCUUCUACGCACCACCGACUUCACCGACGGAUGACGAGGUCGCGGUGGGGGACAUCUUGGCUUAUACUACCAAGGUGGCCCGCGAGUUUCGCACGCAGCGGUACGAUAACAACAAUGCACCACUCAUGUAUGUCCGCAUCCAGGUUGGACAGGCGUCCUGCAACGCUCUGUUGGAUAGCGGCGCGACUCGCAACUUCAUGAGCCAGUCUUUUAUGCAAAGGGCUGGCCUUGGCGCUCAGGUUCGGAGGAAGGCAAACCCGACGGCGAUCAAGUUGGCGGAUGGUAAGACGCAGCAACUUCUCGACCGUUACAUCGAGGCCGUACCGGUCUACUUCGCACCUCAUGCAUGCGAACCGGUAACAUUCGAUAUUCUCGACACGGACUUCGACAUCAUUCUGGGAAUGCCUUGGCUCGCAAGUGCGGAUCACACGGUCAACUUCCAUCGGCGGACUCCUAGCGUUCGCGACACCUUCGGCGGGAAGUGGCGUUACAAGGCCAACCGCGACAAGUGUGAGUUUGUCCAGCAGGAGCUGGAAUACUUGGGCCAUUUUGUCACACCGGAGGGCAUCAGUCCGCUAUCGGACAAGAUUCAGGCCGUCCUGGAGUGGCCGGAGCCUCGGAACGUCACAGAUGUUCGAUCAUUCCUUGGUCUCACCGGCUACUAUCAGCGCUUCAUCAAAGGCUACUCAAAGAUCGUGGCCCACUUGAACAAGCUUCAGUGUGAGGAUCGGCCGUUUGACUUUGGAGAGGAGGCGCGGGGAUCAUUCCUCGCUCUCAAAGCCGCGCUGUUGUCUGCGGAGGUCUUGCGAAUCUACGAUCCGCUCGCGUCUAUGCGUGUCACUACGGAUGCGUCAGGCUAUGGCAUUGGUGCAGUCCUCGAGCAACAUGAUGGUGUGGACUGGCACCCGGUCGAGUACUUCAGCAAGAAAGUGCCCCUCGUGCAUUCCAUUGACGAUGCACGCAAAAAGGAGCUCCUCGCCUUCGUCCACGCGCUCAAGCGGUGGCGGCACUUCCUCCUUGGUCGAAGCCAGUUUCGCUGGGUAACGGACAACAAUCUGUUGGUCUUCUACAAGACACAGGACACCGUCAACAGCACCAUCGCUCGAUGGAUGGCUUUCAUCGACCAGUUCGACUUCUUCCCCGACCACAUUCCUGGGAAGUCGAACCGUUUUGCGGAUGCUUUUUCACGGCGUCCGGAUCACUGUACCGCGGUCUACUCAACCUUCGAGAUCGACGACGACCUGCGGAACAGCUUCAUCCGCGGCUACCAAGCCGACCCCGAUUUUCGCAACAAAUACACGAAUUGCUCCUCUCCUCAUCUGGCUCCUUCUCACUACCGGAUCCAAGAGGGGUACUUGCUCGUCCACACGCGGGGGAAGGACCUUCUUUGCGUACCAAGCGAUCCUCACUUGCGUAACCGGCUUCUUGGCGAGUUUCACGACGCUCCCGCUACCGGACAUUUUGGAGUCAAUCGCACGAUUGGCUGACUUCGCCAGCGAUUUUGGUGGCCCAGCCUUCUCGGCGACGUCACACGCUAUUGCGAGUCAUGCGAGGUUUGCCAACGCUGCAAAUCCCGCA